GGACUCAGCCGCCCGGUGAUAUUGACAAUAGGAGAGAGAAAGGGGCAUUGACGGGCACCCACUGCGGGUACCGAGCGGGCGACUCUGGCAGCGGCGGCUCCAGCUCCGGCGGCUCCUCCUCCUUCGCCUGCUGCCGCUGCGGAUCCAAGUUUUCCUCCCUCCCUUCCCCCUUCCCACGUCGCCGCCGCCGCCACCGCCGCCGCGCCAGGUCCGGGGCAACGAGCUGAGGCGCCGCCCGCCGGGAAUGUGAGCGAGGAGCCGCCGGCGGAGCCGCAAAGGGGGUCGGUGCCGAUUUGAUGGGACGGGCCCGAGGGGGAGGAUCGUGAGGCCGCCGCCGCCGCCGCCGCCGCCGGAGCGCCGAGGUUCAGGUCCGGCCGUGAGGCCUAGAGGCGCCGCCGCCGCCGCCGCCGCCGCGGAACCGGAGGGACGCCGCGCCGGACAGCCUUCGCCCCGGGCUCCCCGCCGCUGCCCGGACCUCCUCCCGCAGGUCGGGGUCCCGCCACCCGCCCCCGCAGCGGCCCUCUCGCGCGUCUCCCGCCCCCCAAAGCCUCAGAUCAUCUUCGGAUUCUUCCCCAGAAGCUUCAAGUAGGGAUAUGUCCUCAGCACCAACUACUCCUCCAUCAGUGGAUAAAGUAGACGGAUUUUCUCGGAAGUCCGUCAGAAAAGCCAGACAGAAGAGGUCGCAAAGUUCCUCACAGUUUAGGUCUCAAGGCAAGCCUAUUGAGCUAACACCUCUGCCACUGCUGAAAGACGUUCCAUCCUCAGAGCAGCCUGAACUGUUCCUAAAGAAACUUCAGCAGUGCUGUGUCAUUUUUGACUUCAUGGACACGCUAUCUGAUCUUAAAAUGAAAGAAUACAAGCGCUCCACUCUUAAUGAACUGGUGGACUACAUUACAAUAAGCAGAGGCUGUUUGACAGAGCAGACUUACCCUGAAGUAGUUAGAAUGGUAUCUUGCAAUAUAUUCAGAACUCUCCCUCCUAGUGACAGCAAUGAAUUUGAUCCAGAAGAAGAUGAACCCACGCUUGAGGCAUCAUGGCCACACUUACAGCUUGUAUAUGAAUUUUUCAUACGAUUUUUGGAAAGCCAAGAAUUCCAACCCAGCAUUGCCAAAAAAUACAUAGAUCAGAAAUUUGUAUUACAGCUUUUGGAGCUAUUUGACAGUGAAGACCCCCGGGAACGGGACUACUUAAAAACAGUCUUACACAGAAUUUAUGGCAAGUUUCUUGGUCUUAGAGCAUUUAUCCGAAAACAGAUUAACAAUAUUUUUCUAAGGUUUGUUUAUGAAACAGAACACUUCAAUGGUGUAGCUGAACUGCUGGAAAUAUUAGGAAGCAUUAUCAAUGGCUUUGCUUUACCUCUUAAGGCAGAACACAAACAGUUUCUGGUGAAAGUGUUGAUCCCUUUACACACCGUCAGGAGCUUAUCACUCUUCCAUGCCCAGCUGGCAUAUUGCAUAGUACAAUUUCUGGAGAAAGAUCCUUCACUCACAGAACCAGUUAUUAGGGGGUUAAUGAAAUUUUGGCCCAAAACAUGUAGUCAGAAAGAGGUUAUGUUUCUUGGGGAGCUGGAAGAAAUAUUGGAUGUGAUUGAACCUUCACAAUUUGUUAAAAUUCAAGAACCUUUGUUUAAACAAAUUGCCAAGUGUGUAUCUAGCCCCCAUUUUCAGGUGGCAGAAAGGGCGCUCUAUUAUUGGAAUAAUGAAUACAUCAUGAGUUUGAUAGAAGAAAACUCUAAUGUCAUCCUUCCCAUCAUGUUUUCCAGUCUGUAUAGGAUUUCAAAAGAACAUUGGAAUCCGGCUAUCGUGGCAUUAGUCUACAAUGUAUUGAAGGCGUUUAUGGAAAUGAACAGCACCAUGUUUGACGAGCUGACAGCCACAUACAAGUCAGAUCGCCAGCGUGAGAAAAAGAAAGAAAAGGAGCGUGAGGAAUUAUGGAAAAAACUGGAGGAUCUGGAGUUGAAGAGAGGUCUUAGACGUGAUGGGAUAAUUCCAACUUAACAAAAACAAUGGCAGCAACAUUACUAACCUGUGGAGUCACACAUUUUAUGUAGUAGAAGAUGGAGCAACAGUUUUCUGUAUUGUGCAACUUUACAGUAGAUUUCACAUUUGUUUCAUUAUUACAACAGCACUGUAUAUACCUGUCUCUAAGUAAAGGAAAAAAAAAAAAUAAGGACUUCAAAGUUUGGACAGUAGAUGGACUUCUCAGAACCUUGCAAACAUAAUCAUUGUUCUUAACCCUUUAAAAAAAAAAAAAAGCAGUUUUCAGAGACCUGUUAAUGAAAUUGCUGUUAAAAUUCCAUUGUCGAGGUUCCUUAUUUAUCAUUAGCAGAGAGUAUGAAACAAAUCUCAAAUGUGAACAAUCUUAAAUUUAGCUUGUCUUUCUGCUAAGCUGUUAAAUGUAUUUAUAGGAAAGGAAGAAGAAAAAAAAAAGACUGUCAUUUCCAUAUAGGUUUGUAUUACACCCUCUUCUGGAUAACUUGACUGUAACUUAACAUCCUUUCCUUUUGCACAUCUUCGUGAGUUGAAUGUCUAUGCGGAAUGGGGCCGUGAGGUCUGAAGGUCCCAGGUGAAAGUUUUGCUUACUGGAGUGCACAUCUUUCCGGUAGCCAGGUAGUCCUGGUACUCCUUUAGGUUUUAAAUUUGGAGUAAAAGAGAAGAGGUGAUAAACAUAGUAGGGAAGGGAAUUUUGGAUUCAUGAAGGAGUUUAUGGUGAAUCCAAAUCAAUGUCUUGAAUCCUUUGAAAACAGGCACUGGGACAUCAUAGGCUUCAGUACCUGAGCAGUAUUAAUUGCGUACAUCAUUGAACACACAUACCAGAGAUGUUUUAGAAAUGUCAGAAAACAUCCUUUGGAGCAUUUUGAAAUCAGAAAGACAGACACUAAACAGUACAACCAUGAAAUUGAUCGCCAGGAUUGCGGAUCUAAUUGGAAAUAGAGUUGAGCAAACAGCUUGGACUGUUUGGAGUUGUUGCCUUACUUUUUAAUAUGUAUUUAUAAAGUAUUCCAGCAAAAGAGGAUGUAGCCUCUGGGGAAAAACAUGUUACUGUGUUUUUUGUAGAUUCUCCUUCUAUAUCUCAUCACAGCGCCAGCCCUGUUUUUAGCCAGAAAGGAUUCAGGAUAAACAUUAUUAUGCAUUCUGAAUUGGAUGCGUAUUCCUAACUACUGUAUUUGUUACCAAAAGUGGUUCUACAGAUGCUACUGACAAAAAUCUGGAAAUUCCUAAUGUCCUGAGUAUUAAUAAUAAAGUUUAAAAAUGCUUUUAUAUCAAAGGUGCAUUGUGACCAAAUUGUUUAAGAAAAAACAAAAACAAAACAAAAUCUAGGGCUGUAUUAUAGCUAUAUUUUAUUGGCUCUCUGCUUUGUAUUUAAAAGAGGACUCUUAACAUCUUGGAGAGAGAAAAAUACUGAUAAAACUGUGUACAGUAUGUACUUACCUAUUGUGGUUGCAUUCUUCUGUACUGAAAGAUAUGUGUUUGGGGCAUAUUUCCAGGUUUCAUUUGCUUGUUAUGGACAUAGCAGCAGUGAGUUGAUAAUCUAAACCAUCACUCCAGCAGUCUUCAUGGCAUAGAGCUGAUUCUGUUCAUGUGUUGAAUUGUCAUAGCAGCAAACAUGAACAUAUGAACUGUUGCUCUUAGUAGAAAUAUAAUAUCAAUAUGGGCUUGUAUAUUUUCUUCCUUCCAUUUAAAUAUAGUAGAAUAUGCAGUUAUCUUGUUUCCAAGAAAAAGAGAAAAAAAAAAAAGGUGGCUGACCUUUCUUCCUUAUUACGUGUUUCAGGAUUAUCAGGUCACAGUGUGUGUGUAAAAGUCAGCUAAUUAUGAAUACCGUCUCUCAACAACUUUGCAAAACAAAUGAAACUUGGCAUUGAGAAUUCUGAGAAAGAACCAGCAGUAAAAUAGUCAUAUGCAACACCAAACAUAACAUGGUUUGAUGAAAUUCAUAGGUUUUCUUUUUAAAAAAGAACAUUCAUGGGGAUUCAAUGUAAAAUUGGCAGAGGCUGCCAAAGAUGAAACAACUUCCUAUCAGAGUGCUGAAGCAAAGGUGCAAGUUCAACAGCUAAAGAUAAAAAAUAAAUUUAUAACAAAUCCUCUUCGAUUUUAGCUCGUUAGUUUUGACUCUGCAUUACAUUUAGUUUUGACAGUCUAAACUUUUGUUUGCCAUUAAUUCAUCUUUUAGGAUAAUGGACAUUAAAAUCCCAGGUUUAUGAAAUAUCUCUGCACAUUAGAAUGAAAUGCAGUAAUUUGAAAUGAGAAAGACGAGGCUCCUAUUUUGCACCUUACCCUGUCCUCAGUUAAGGUGAGAACUACACAGUUAUCCUUGAUGUCAGUUUAUGUGUUGAUUAUUCCAUACUGAGGAGAAUAAAGCCAGAUUUUAGACAUACUCAAAGAAGCAAUUAUAAAUAAUGUCUAAAAUUCAUAGGGCAACUUCUGAGAAGAAAUACUGUCUUUUCUUUUUAAUUGAAAGUGACAGUGUGACACUUGUCAUGUUGUGUCCAGUGACACAGAGUAACUGAGGUUGUCUGACUGUUGCACCAUGUGACAUAUUUAAGGACAUACUUGCUGCAUUUACAGCAGCCCUCUCUGUCCUUUCCCACAUUUCUCCUGUUGCUGCGACUUGAGCUCAUUGUGACAAAUGCAUCUUUGUGUUACAUUUGUUUGCUUCAUAAUUUCCAGAAUUAUAUAUAAAUCUAUUUUUAAAAUAGCAAAUAUUGUAGUUAGUGAGUGAUGAUCACUCCAGACUUAUCCCUACCAUAUUGGUUUCAGGGGUAGGAUUAAGAGUGUCUUUGGAAGAAAAAAACCCUGUGGUUUAGAGUGAUGCUGAGGCCUUAGGUUGUGGGCCUAGAAAACCCAUGUGAGUGAACUGUCCCCUCUCAUCCUUUGAAUCGAGCAUGCAUUCCUUUUCUCAUUGUGCAAGUGGCCCCGUUGUUUUCCUUCAGUGUUGAGUUUUUGUCCUUUUAAAUUUUAUUCUAUUUUGCUCUCCCUAACAUCUGACUGUUUUUUUUUUAAUAAAAUAAAAUAAAAAAUAAAAAAGUGAGAAAUAAUACCCUGAUGCCGCUGGAUACUCACAAGCAGGGUUAUGCUCCUUCAUCUUGGGCUCGCUUGCCUAAAGGGAAGGGUUUAAAUUAUUUUGUACCUCCUCCUAUGCGUGGGACAGUCCAGGGUGCAGAGCCAGGAACUGCUUGUAAUUGCACCUGCUAUACUAAAACGUAUAGCCCUAGGCUCAAUCACACUAUGGAAAAAAAAAAAAGUAUAUUUAGAGCUUUAAAAGCUUUUUUAUUUUUUUGUGGGGAUGGGGAGGGUGGGAAAGGGAAAAUGUAUGGAUGUUAUUGGCAUUCUUAAGUGUUCAGAGUUAUGUUCCUCUCCCCUCCCCUCCCCACACACACUUUAAUCAAAUGUACCGACCUGGUCCAGGAAAUGAAAAGAAUCUCUCUUGAUGCUAUUACCAAUGUUAUCACCAAGUGACAGUCACCUAUAGCAAAAAGGUGGCACCAGACAUGAUCGAUGAUGUUUAAUUUGCACAUCAAUAUUUUUAUUUUUAUAUUCUGGCUCAGCUGCUUUCUCUGAGUGGAGUUAAGGAAUGAGCCACAAAGGAUUUUUGUAGUAGGUAUAUUGGCAAUGCAUUUUAUAUUUCUCAGUAUUUAAUUUUGAAAAUCGAAAAGGAUUGUGCAUCUUGAGAGAAAGUUGAGCAAAUUUCGAACCAGUGGAAUGUUCACUUGUGCUGCUGCAUAUGCACGACAGCAGCAGUAUCUCUUGGAAAUAAACAUCCCAUAUUACUAUGUCUAUGAAUAUAGGUUUCCUUUUCUUCUCUUUCUCCCUCCCUCCCCCUUCUUCUCUCUCCUUUUUCUCCCCCCACCCUUUUUUUUUUUUUUUUUUUUAAAGAAAUCACUUAUUGUAAAUAAGUUGUAAUCCAAACCUCAUGUAUCAGUGAGGAACUUUCAAAUAUAAAUAUUACCAAUACA
Messenger RNA from Pipistrellus kuhlii (Kuhl's pipistrelle), 5953 nucleotides. It is a transcript of the gene PPP2R5E, whose product is annotated as protein phosphatase 2 regulatory subunit B'epsilon. Gene Ontology annotation, cellular component: protein phosphatase type 2A complex; nucleus; cytosol. The record is from RefSeq and is a predicted model, not a curated record. Gene Ontology annotation, molecular function: protein phosphatase activator activity. Gene Ontology annotation, biological process: protein dephosphorylation; signal transduction. Bases 594 to 1997 code for a protein of 467 amino acids. The transcript has 14 exons. Lineage: Eukaryota; Metazoa; Chordata; Mammalia; Chiroptera; Vespertilionidae.